Messenger RNA from Zophobas morio, 934 nucleotides. Its product is annotated as glutathione S-transferase-like. NCBI's taxonomy places the organism in Eukaryota, Metazoa, Arthropoda, Insecta, Coleoptera, Tenebrionidae. Gene Ontology annotation, biological process: glutathione metabolic process. The coding region runs from base 244 to 852 and encodes 202 amino acids. The record is from RefSeq and is a predicted model, not a curated record. Gene Ontology annotation, molecular function: glutathione transferase activity. The transcript is spliced from 4 exons.
AAGUUGAUUGUUUAUUUUCAAUAAUCAAACUUACCAAACUUAUUUUUUGUAAAGCGUACAUUUUUCCUGUGCAGUUUCCAAGUCAUCGCGAUUUUCGCGAUAAUUGACGAUGGAGUUUGCGUCUUAUCUAAAAACAGUAUGGCAACAGUGGGUAUAAAUCCAGCGACCACGUGGCGACCACCUCCAUCAAACAGUCGUCUCCGAACCUCCGCAUCGUAAAGUGGGACAAAUUUUUCUUCAAGAAUGGCACCCUCAUACAAACUCACCUACUUCGACGGUCGUGGCCUAGGCGAGACCUCCCGGUUCCUCUUCAAGUACGGAGGAAUCGAUUUCGAAGACGUGCGCAUCAAGAAGGAAGAGUGGCCCCAGUGGAAAGAAAAGUUCGCCUUCGGCCAACUCCCGGUGCUGGAGCACGAGGGAAAGCAGGUGGGCCAAAGCAUCGCCAUUGCACGCUAUUUGGCCAAAAAAGUCAAAUUGGCCGGAAACGACGACUGGGAAAAUCUGGAAAUUGAUGCCAUUGUGGACACUAUCAACGAUCUGCGUCUGAAGCUUGUGCCCAUUUUCUACGAACAGGACGAGGCGAAGAAGAAGGCCCUCAUAGAAGUCGCGUCUAAGGAGACUUUGCCUUACUACCUGCCACGCUUGGAGGCUGUCGUCAAGAAGAAUAAUGGCCACUUUGCUUUGGGACGCCUAACAUGGGCUGACUUUUACUUUGCAACUAUAUCUCGAGUGUUCCUUCAUUCCUUCACUGGAAGCGACGCUCUUGCAGAUUAUCCCAACUUGAAGGCCUCAAGACAAAAAGUCAACGAGAUCCCAGCCAUCAAAAAAUGGAUUGAAACCCGACCAGACUGAUAUGUAAUGCACUGUAAUUUAUUGUUCCAUGAAUACUUUCUGAAUAAACUUGCUAAAUAAAUAAAUAAAAAAAUAAAUCGAA